ACGCGGCGAGUGAGCCAGUUUGUGUUCCGGGACCGGGCUUCCAGGUGAUUUUCCAACGAGAUGCUGCUCUCCAUAGGAAUGCUUAUGUUGUCAGCCACACAAGUCUACACCAUCUUGACUGUACAGUUCUUUGCAUUCUUAAACCUACUGCCUGUAGAAGCAGACAUUUUAGCAUGUAAUUUUGAAAAUGCAUCUCAGACAUUUGAUGACCUUCCUGCAAGAUUUGGUUAUAGACUUCUAGCUGAAGGUUUAAAGGGUUUUCUGAUAAACUCAAAACCAGAGAAUGCCUGUGAACCUACAGUGCCUCCACCACUAAAAAAUAAUUCUUCUGGUGCUUUCAUCGUAUUAAUUAGAAGACUUGAUAGCAAUUUUGAUAUAAAGGUUUUAAAUGCACAGAGAGCAGGAUUCAAAGCAGCCAUAGUUCACAAUGUUGAUUCUGAUGACCUCAUUAGCAUGGGAUCCAACGACACUAAUGUGUUGAAGAAAAUUGACAUUCCAUCUGUCUUUAUUGGUGAAUCAUCAGCUAAUUCCCUGAAAGAUGAAUUCACAUAUGAAAAAGGGGGCCACAUUAUUUUAGUUCCAGAAUUUAGUCUUCCUCUGGAAUACUACCUAAUCCCCUUCCUUAUCAUAGUGGGCAUCUGUGUCAUCUUGAUAGUCAUUUUCAUGAUUACAAAAUUUGUCCAGGACAGACACAGAGCUAGAAGAAACAGACUUCGUAAAGAUCAACUUAAGAAACUUCCUAUACAUAAAUUCAAGAAAGGAGAUGAGUACGAUAUGUGUGCCAUUUGUUUGGAUGAAUAUGAAGAUGGAGACAAGCUCAGAAUCCUUCCCUGUUCCCAUGCUUAUCACUGCAAGUGUGUAGACCCUUGGCUAACUAAAACCAAAAAAACCUGCCCAGUCUGCAAGCAAAAAGUUGUUCCUUCUCAAGGCGAUUCAAACUCUGACACAGACAGUAGUCAAGAAGAAAACGAAGUGCCAGAACAUACCCCUUUACUUAGGCCUUUGGCUUCUGUCAGCACCCAGUCAUUUGGAGCUUUAUCGGAAUCCCAUUCACAUCAGAACAUGACAGAAUCUUCAGACUAUAAGGAAGAUGACAAUGAAGACACCGAAAGUAGUGAGGCAGAAAAUGAAAUUAAUGAACAUAGUGUCGUGGUCCAACUGCAGCCUAAUGGUGAACGGGAUUACAACAUAGCAAAUACAGUUUGA
Molecule: messenger RNA, 1206 nt
Organism: Choloepus didactylus (southern two-toed sloth)
Lineage: Eukaryota; Metazoa; Chordata; Mammalia; Pilosa; Megalonychidae
Product: E3 ubiquitin-protein ligase RNF13-like
Exons: 1
Coding region: 61-1206 (381 amino acids)
Biological process (GO): ubiquitin-dependent protein catabolic process; positive regulation of DNA-templated transcription; protein ubiquitination
Cellular component (GO): nucleoplasm; cytoplasm
Molecular function (GO): ubiquitin protein ligase activity
Source: RefSeq, a predicted model, not a curated record